Messenger RNA from Sebastes umbrosus (honeycomb rockfish), 2030 nucleotides. RefSeq names its product ribosomal protein S6 kinase related a (gene rskra). The record is from RefSeq and is a predicted model, not a curated record. Bases 96 to 1358 code for a protein of 420 amino acids. Lineage: Eukaryota; Metazoa; Chordata; Actinopteri; Perciformes; Sebastidae. The transcript is spliced from 12 exons. Gene Ontology annotation, molecular function: ATP binding; protein serine/threonine kinase activity. Gene Ontology annotation, biological process: protein phosphorylation.
UGGACGAGACAGGAACUAAACAAGGGCGCGAGGAGAAGGAGAGCUGAAUUUAUUGCUUUUUACUCAUUUUUGUGUGAUUUAUUUUUGGUUUAUUUAUGGGCAUCGACAUCAGUAGAAACUGUAAGAGAGAAGGACCACCUGCUCAGCGUCGACUCAGUCAUGGGUUCUUCUCAAACGUGGGCGUCUCCAUCACUCACAGACUCGGACACUCGGCUGUGUUUUCUCGGCCUGCCGGACCGGACUGCAGACCCAAAGUCCCCAAAGUCCUGCUGCCUCCAGAGGACACAGAGACCACUCCUCCAUCAGCUUCCAUCUCCGUCUUCCUGCCCGAGUUCCCACAGCAUAAACUACCUGGACGAGACCAUUUCCAGAUCCUGGGCUUCAUAGCCAAAGGCUCAUAUGGACCCAUCCUGAAAGUGAAGGACGUUUUCAAAGAGAAGACGUAUGCUGUUAAGGUUCUACCAAAGUCAGACAUCUUGAAGCAUGGAGUGCUGGAGCAGUCAAAAGAAGAAGUCAUCAUUCAGCGGCAGCUCAAACACCCAUUCAUCCACAAUCUGCAGAACUGCUGGCAGACACAGCGUCAUCUCUUCAUUAUGUGCGACUACUGCAGCACCGGAGACUUGUACACUUACUGGUUACUGAAGGGCCGGUUUGGGGAGGAUGAGGUUCGGCUCUUUGCUGCAGAGCUGGGCAGUGCGCUGGGAUUUCUGCAUGACUUAGGGAUCAUACAUAGAGAUAUAAAGAUGGAAAACAUUCUAUUAAGUGAUCAAGGUCACCUUCGUCUGUCUGAUUUUGGACUCUCGCGGCGGCUGAAACGAGGAGGAAAAGCGUUUACGAUAUGUGGGACGAUCCAAUACAUGGCUCCUGAAGUUUUAAGUGGGGGUCCGUACAACCACGCUGCUGACUGGUGGUCUUUAGGCAUUAUGUUGUUCUCACUGGUGACAGGAGAGUUUCCAGUACCCGCAGAGCCAGACCACAGCACCAUGUUGAACAAGGUCACAGACUUUCCUUAUGUCCUACCUGAGACCUUCAGCUCCUCUCUGAUCGUACUGCUCACUGAGCUUUUGUGCAAGGAUCCAGUGAAUCGGCUUCGUAACCUGGAGUGUUUUAAGAUGCAGGCCUUCUUUCGCGGCACUUCAUUCGACUCUCUCAUCCUUCAGAAGACGCCGGUCGAAGUGAUCCUGGAGCUCAGGACUCAUCCUGAUUGGGCAGCCAAAGCAAUGAGAGGCCUUUCCUUGGACUACUUUGAGAACUUUGACUGUGAUAAAAUCCUUUAUUCUCCUACAACUCCUACUGAACUGUCUCCAACGUUGGCCACAGACCUGAGCCCGGCUACAGAGCAGGCUUGUAAAGCAUAAGACCGGACUAUGUUUCUGAAGAAGUUGACUGGAAAUGAGAACCCUAGCCAAUAAUGAAUAUUUCUAUGAUAUAACAAAGUCACCCCUUAGACUUACUUUUAUAUUUUUAAUGCUGCAUUUUUGAUGUCAGUACAUAAUGAAGCAAAGUUUACCUUUAAAUUAUUAGCAUUAUUAGUUUGUUUAUUUACAGUAUUGAAAAUCUGUGAAAUAAUUUCAUGAGGUUUCUCCAUAAAAUUUUGAAUGAAACUUUUGUAAGCAAACAUUUUGCACUUCUUGGUACGGUUAAAAUUUGUGAGCUGUGUGCAUCUUUGAUUUCCCUGCUCUCACAUGCACUUUGAAUAUUACCUUAUUACCAAAAGUAGUCUGGGUAUAUGUGUUUCAUUAUACACUCAAAUAAUAAUGGUAUAUUUCUGUGCUUCUUCAUUGUUGUCAUUGAAUCCUCGUACAAGUGUGAAUUGUGUUUUAUUGUAUAAAUGGUCAAAAUCAAACAUAUUUGUCUUGUACUGCAACAUUCUUAUAAUAUGCCCUUAAACUUACUUUGUAAAGAACAUUAGUUUGACAGUAAAAAAAAAAGAAGAAAAAUCUUAACUCAAGGUCCACCUAGCUUUUUCCAGAGCUUUCAGUUGCAUCACAUGGUCUUUCUCAACAGAAGUGGUAUACAUAUAGUGUUAU